This is a messenger RNA of Rhinichthys klamathensis goyatoka, 1511 nucleotides long. RefSeq names its product glyoxalase domain containing 4 (gene glod4). The transcript has 9 exons. NCBI's taxonomy places the organism in Eukaryota, Metazoa, Chordata, Actinopteri, Cypriniformes, Leuciscidae. The coding region runs from base 72 to 968 and encodes 298 amino acids. The record is from RefSeq and is a predicted model, not a curated record.
AUCGCAAGGUGUGUGCAUCGAUACAGAGUGUCUGUGAUCGUCGCGUUUACAGUGGGAGACUUUCAAGAGUGAUGGCACUUAGAAGAGCACUGCAUUUUGUUUUUAAAGUAGGAGACAGGACCAGAACAGCCACUUUUUACAGGGAUGUCUUGGGAAUGAAGAUUCUGCGUCAUGAAGAAUUUGAGGAGGGCUGCAAAGCAACCUGCAAUGGUCCAUAUGAUGGGAAAUGGAGUAAAACCAUGGUGGGCUUUGGACCAGAAGAUGACCACUUUGUGGCAGAGUUGACCUAUAACUAUGGAGUGGGUGAAUAUCGUCUUGGCAAUGACUUCCUGGGUCUCACUCUCCAGUCUAGUCAGGCUGUGAGUAAUGCGAAGAGGUUAAACUGGCCUCUCACACAAGUUGGAGACUCUCUCUACAUGACUGAAGCUCCGGGAGGAUACCGCUUCUUCCUUAUAGACAAGGAACAGCCGAACUGUGAUCCUGUCCAGAAGGUCUCCCUGGCAGUCUCUGAUCUGCAGCGUUCUAUUCAUUAUUGGUCUGCCCUGCUGGGAAUGAAAGUUAUUGAGAAAAAUGAGGACAAAAAGAUUGCCUUAAUGGGAUUCUCAGAUAAUCAGUGUAAGCUCGAGUUACAGGACAUUGGAGCCGAUGUGGAACAUGCAACUGCUUUUGGAAGGAUCGCAUUCGCUUGCUCUCGGGAUCAGUUACCAGACAUUGAGGCCAUAAUGAAAAAAGAAAAGCACAAAAUCCUCACCCCGCUUGUGAGUCUGGAUACACCUGGAAAAGCCACAGUGGAAGUCGUCAUUCUUGCAGAUCCUGAUGGUCAUGAGAUCUGCUUUGUGGGCGACGAGGCAUUCAGGCAGCUCUCUGCAAUGGACCCUAAGGGAAAUGAGUUACUGGAUAAGGCCAUGGCUGCAGAUAAGAGUGACGAGUGGUUUGCCAAACGCAACAAGCAGAAGGCUUCAGCAUAAAGACUGUCUGACGUCAUUGACACUGCGUGAAAAGAUCCAGGGUGUGCAGUCAACCAGACUAUUGUUAUUAUACAUUUCAAGGGUUUACUAAUGAUAAUCCAGGUUUAUUUGAUGAAAAUAAUGCCAAUUCUAUCAAUAACACCUUACAAUCCCUAAAACUUCAAUUGGACACACACUUUUGGACAUGAUGAAAAAUAUGUGUAUUUCUGUUAAUCCUCAUGAUUAUGUAGUUAUUCUCUUAAAAGUAUAUAUAUUUGAUAAAUAAAGAGGAUAAUCAGCAAGUGUAAUGUUACAAAUAUUCAGUGGCUGUUAAAAUAAAUAUUUCCUUUUGUGCCAUACCAAAUGAAUUGCAAUUAUUAGUUUACAAUGACAAAUGCAUAGAAACAUUCAUGGUACAUUCCAAAGUGCAGUGAAAGAAAAGACAAAGCUUUCCGUUUAAUUCCACUGACCCAGCAGCGAUCAGUAUUAUAAUACUUCUACAUCAUAUAAUGUAAAUCAUAUAAAUAAAUGUAAAAUAUUCAACACUUCCAUGUUUUGUUAAUU